CUCUGGAGUUAACCGAAAAGGCAGGUCAGGAAAGGAAAGAGGCACGUAGAUUAGGAUCAGUUUACAUGCUGGAACGCGAGUUGAGGCUUGCGUAUGCCUUGAAGCUGGAAAGGGCGGGAAUCGUGGCUCUACCCCGCCUGCCUCUCUCUCCCCUUUAUCCGUUUCUCGCAGCAGUCUUCGGGUUACAUAAAUCGCGGCGUCCCACUUGAGGUUCCGCAGUUGCACGGCCGAUUUAGAGCUCUGGCUGGGCUUUUCCUCCCCCCGCCCCCCUUCCAGGAUUUUCCCUUUCUGCUCCUCGAAGCCUUCGGGGCUGUGAUCUCCAAUCGGCCGUCGGCAAAACCCUCUUGCCCGUUAGCUAAAAGCUCGUGCAGUGGAGUCCCGGAUGGCUCUGGACAGCGGAGAGUUUUUCUUCAGGUGGGCGGUUGGGGCCGCCUCGGCCUUAGCUCUGUUGGCGGCCGCCGCCGUCUCCUUCCUGGCGCUUCGCAACUAUCGACAAUGGAAAGAGAUGAAGGCCAUCCCGGAGAUCAGACCCUGGUAUCCAAUCCUGGGUAACUCUCUGCUCGCGGAGAGCGACGGCGAAGGUUUCUGGAAACAGAUAAUUUAUUUUUCAGAAGAAUUUCGCAAUAUGCCACUGCUAAAACUUUGGAUAGGACCAUUCCCUCAUUUGAUCUUAUAUCACCAAGACACUGUAGAGGUUAUCUUACGUAGCUCAGCAUUUAUCGAGAAGUCCUCUCUCUAUCGAUUUCUUCAGCCUUGGCUAGGAACAGGACUUCUAACAAGCACUGGGGAAAAAUGGCACUCCAGAAGAAAAAUGUUAACUCCAACUUUCCAUUUCACAAUCUUAGUAGAGUUCCUUGAGGUGAUGAUUGAACAAGCCAAUAUCCUUGUUCAAAAUCUUGAACAAUAUCUGGACAAAGAUCCAUUCAACUGCAGUUUAUACAUUGCAUUAUGCACUCUUGAUAUAAUCUGUGAAACAGCUAUGGGCAAAAAUAUUGGUGCACAAAAGAACAAAAAUUCAGAUUAUGUCAAAGCUGUCGAAAGUAUGAGUGAUCUAAUUCAUCAUAGACAGAAAUCACCAUGGCUUUGGCCCAACCUUUUGUACAGAAUAUCUGGAGAAGGAAGGCAACAUUACAUGAAUCUGAAGAUACUUCAUAGCUUUACAGAUAAAGUUAUUGAAGAAAAAGUGUGCAAAAUAAAGCAACAGGAGCAAUAUCAAAUUGGUGCUGCCAGCAGCAACCACCUAAGAAAGCACAAAGAGAGGAAAGCUUUCCUCGAUAUGCUUCUGAAUGCCAGAGAUGAAGAUGGGAAGCAGUUGAGUUACGCUGGUAUACGAGAGGAAGUGGAUACGUUUAUGUUUGAGGGUCAUGAUACAACUGCUGCUGCCUUGUCCUGGGCUAUUUACUUACUUGCAAGGCAUCCAGAAAUCCAAAGAAAAGUUCACAAUGAACUGGAUGAAGUUUUUGGUGAUUCUGACCAUCACAUCACAAUGGAAGAUUUGAAAAAACUGCGAUAUCUGGAGUGUGUCAUUAAAGAAGCACUUCGUCUUUUCCCUUCUGUUCCACUUUUUGGCCGUAUUCUGAAUGAGGACUGCUAUAUUAGAGGAUAUAAAAUACCAAAAGGGACUGAUGUCAUAAUUCUGCCAUAUGCAUUGCAUAGAGACCCUGACAAUUUCCCAGAGCCAGAGGACUUCAGACCAGAGCGUUUUUUUCCUGAGAAUUCCGCUAGCCGACACCCAUAUUCUUAUAUCCCUUUUUCCGCUGGGCCCAGGAAUUGCAUUGGUCAACGCUUUGCCCUGCUAGAAGAAAAGACAAUUCUAGCAACCAUAUUUCGACAUUUUUGGAUUGAAACUAAGCAGAAAUGUGAGGAUGUUCAUAUGGUUGCAGAACUGAUUCUUCGUCCAAGCAAAGGCAUCUGGAUUCAGCUAAAAAAGAGACCAACUUGCAAUUCUUCGUAUAAGAAACUACAGGAGUAGUACAUUCAAUCAUUUCAUCGAUAAAAACCAUGCAUUUUGAUGAAUGGACAAUAAAAAUGACUGACAAUGAAGAAAGUAGCUUGCUUUUAGAAAACAAUUACAAUCAAAGAGUUUUGUGAUUGUGGAUCAAUGCUCAAAUAAUUAACUAUACCGAAACAAAAUAAAAUACAUCAAUCACUACACAUCCGUAUGUACAUAGGGCAAUAUAACAGUAUAGUAAUAUAACAGUUGUCAAGGAUGAUAUGUUAAACCUGGUACUGCUAUGUUAGGUCAUUGGUUCUACUCAUGAAGUUUCUCAUUAAAGGUUCAUGAUGAAAGUUAGGAGUCCUGAAGAAAGCAAAGAGUAGGAAUAAAUACGAAAUGUCACUGGGCUGAAAUAAGAAAUAGAGUUCCUCAAGGAUUUCUUCUGCAAUGUUUUUUUAUGAUUUUUAACUUGUUUUUUAACUUGUUAAUAAAUAAUCUUGACUUCGAGAUAAGAGCUAGUCAUCUGCAAACUGUAUAAUGCUACCAAUAAAGAAUAAUACUAUU
This is a messenger RNA of Ahaetulla prasina, 2500 nucleotides long. Its product is annotated as cytochrome P450 4V2. The record is from RefSeq and is a predicted model, not a curated record. Gene Ontology annotation, molecular function: heme binding; monooxygenase activity; oxidoreductase activity, acting on paired donors, with incorporation or reduction of molecular oxygen. Lineage: Eukaryota; Metazoa; Chordata; Lepidosauria; Squamata; Colubridae. The transcript has 11 exons. Bases 383 to 1972 code for a protein of 529 amino acids.